This is a messenger RNA of Panicum hallii, 1523 nucleotides long. Its product is annotated as mitochondrial uncoupling protein 5-like. Gene Ontology annotation, biological process: phosphate ion transmembrane transport; malate transmembrane transport; thiosulfate transport. Gene Ontology annotation, molecular function: thiosulfate transmembrane transporter activity; oxaloacetate transmembrane transporter activity; antiporter activity. The transcript has a single exon. NCBI's taxonomy places the organism in Eukaryota, Viridiplantae, Streptophyta, Magnoliopsida, Poales, Poaceae. Bases 307 to 1284 code for a protein of 325 amino acids. The record is from RefSeq and is a predicted model, not a curated record.
CCCAGCACCGAGGCAGCAUAUGUCACAGAGGACCAGCGUCCCACACUCCUCCCGCAUAGCCUGCGUCCUCCAUUGCCACCUCCUGGUCUCCAGUCAGACGUGUGCCCCAGCUCCUAUUGGCAGCAGUAGAAGCUAGCUAAAUCUCGAGUUUUUCUUCGUUUCGUUUCGGGGUCCGCUCGAGCUUCCUUGAGCAGCUUCCGUUUUUGGUUAUCGGCUUCCUUUGGUCUCGGAUCCACCCUCCCCGAUAAAAGGGAGGCGGAGAGGAAGGAAGGAACAGCGGCGAGGAAGAAAGCAAGGGAGCGAGCAAUGGGGGUCAAGGGAUUCGUCGAGGGCGGCAUCGCCUCCAUCGUGGCCGGCUGCUCCACGCACCCGCUCGACCUCAUCAAGGUCCGCAUGCAGCUGCAGGGGGAGGCGGCGGCCGCGGCGGCGCCGCAGCCGGCGAUGCGCCCGGCGCUCGCGGUCCCCGCGGGCGGCCAGACCGUGGCGCUCCCGCAAGAAGUCCCGGUGCCGCCGCCGAGGAAGCCCGGCCCGCUCGCCGUCGGCGCGCAGAUCCUGCGCUCCGAGGGCGCCGCGGGGCUCUUCUCCGGGGUGUCCGCCACCAUGCUUCGCCAGACGCUCUACUCCACCACGCGGAUGGGGCUCUACGACAUCCUCAAGACCAAGUGGACCCAGGAGAACGGCGGCGUGCUGCCGCUGCACCGCAAGAUCGCGGCGGGGCUCAUCGCGGGCGGCGUCGGCGCGGCCGUGGGCAACCCGGCCGACGUGGCCAUGGUGCGGAUGCAGGCGGACGGGCGCCUGCCCCUCGCCGAGCGCCGCAACUAUCGCAGCGUCGGGGACGCCAUCGGCCGGAUGGCGCGCGACGAGGGCGUCCGCAGCCUCUGGCGCGGCUCGUCGCUCACGGUGAACCGCGCCAUGAUCGUCACGGCGUCGCAGCUGGCCACCUACGACCAGGCCAAGGAGGCCAUCCUCGCGCGCCGGGGCGCCGGCGCCGACGGCCUCGCCACGCACGUCGCCGCCAGCUUCACCGCCGGCCUCGUAGCCGCCGCGGCCUCCAACCCCGUCGACGUGGUCAAGACGCGGAUGAUGAACAUGAAGGUGGCGCCCGGCGCACCCCCGCCGUACGCCGGCGCCGUGGACUGCGCGCUCAAGACCGUGCGGUCCGAGGGGCCCAUGGCUCUGUACAAGGGGUUCAUCCCCACCGUGAUGCGCCAGGGCCCCUUCACCGUGGUGCUCUUCGUCACGCUCGAGCAGGUGCGCAAGGUCUUCAAGGGCGUCGAGUUCUGAGGCCGCCGGCCACCACGACGAAGAUGAUGACGACAACCGCCACCACCGCCGUGUUACCGGCCUACCACCGCGUCGGCUGCUACGAGUAAUCGCUCGCUGCCACCCGGCAUAGCUUGCAUCCCGUGUCAGCCUAGCGAUAAUCCCUUCCUGCAUCCUAUUGUCUGGGGAUGGAAAUAGGGAAUAUGGAAUUGAGUACAUGACCAGAAGUUCAAUGGAAAUUUCAGAUAUUUUAUUAAAAA